Hansenula anomala is the source of this 864-nucleotide messenger RNA. It is a transcript of the gene FLX1, whose product is annotated as flavin adenine dinucleotide transporter FLX1. NCBI's taxonomy places the organism in Eukaryota, Fungi, Ascomycota, Saccharomycetes, Phaffomycetales, Wickerhamomycetaceae. Gene Ontology annotation, biological process: mitochondrial transport; folate import into mitochondrion; nucleotide transport. Gene Ontology annotation, molecular function: FAD transmembrane transporter activity; folic acid transmembrane transporter activity. The record is from RefSeq and is a predicted model, not a curated record. The transcript has a single exon. Gene Ontology annotation, cellular component: mitochondrion; mitochondrial membrane. Bases 1 to 864 code for a protein of 287 amino acids.
AUGCCAAUAACCAAAACUCAACGAGAAGUGCUCUCGGGCCUAACAGCAGGUUUCAUCACAACAACAGUAACUCAUCCAUUAGAUCUAUUGAAAAUUAGAUUACAACUAGACAUAUCUUCAAAAACUCAUAUAGAAGCACUCUCCAAGAUCUUUAAAGGGUUCCAGAAUUCAGCAUCACCAACAAAGGAAAUUUAUAGAGGUUUACCAUUGAAUUUAAUUGGUGGAUCAUCCGCAUGGGCUAUAUAUUUCGGUUCAUAUAGAGUUUUCAAAGAUUUACUACAUGAUGAAACUCUACUGGAUGCUAAUUUAGAAUCAUGGCAAUAUUUAAUAAGUGCCUUUAGUGCUGGUUCUUUCACUGCUGUUUUAACUAAUCCUAUAUGGGUAUUGAAAACUAGAAUUUUGAGUACUAGUAAAAUAGCUCCAGGUGCUUAUAUUGGAGUUAUUGAUGGGUUUAAAAGAGUGGUUAAAGAGGAAGGUAUAUUGGGGUUUUGGAAAGGUUUAACACCAAGUCUAAUGGGUGUUAGUCAAGGUGCUUUGCAAUUUACAAUGUAUGAUACUUUAAAAUAUAGAUUUAGAGGUGAUGACGGGUUAGGUAAAUUAAAAGUUUAUGAAUAUAUCAUAAUGAGUUGUGUUUCCAAGAUAACUGCAACUUUAAUGGUUUAUCCGUGUCAAGUUUUGAAAAGUAGAUUACAAGAUUAUGAAAGUAUAACAAAGAGGAAAACUGUUAAACAAGUUGUUGAAGGUAUAUGGAGAUUAGAAGGUAUUGGUGGGUUUUAUAAAGGUGUUGUGCCAAACAUAAUAAGAGUACUUCCUGCAACUUGUAUAACAUUUGGUGUGUAUGAACAAAUGAGAAGGAUAGUGUGA